GCCAAGUGCCAUUACUGCAGUAGCUCCCAGUGCCCCCCAUUGUGAGCUCCCCAUUACUGUGCUCUCACCCCUCCACCAGUAGGUCUGGGACAGGUUGUGCCAUGUCUGAUGCCGGGUCAGGUGCUCCCCUCCCGCCCCGGUGUGCGCCGCUUCUAUCAGCCCCUUCCUGCGCUCGGGCUGCAGCACCACCUCCAGCUCUGUGAAGCGCUCCUUGUCCCGCUGCCGCCGCUGGUAGUACAGGGUCCCGGAUUGCACCACGUAGCAGGCGGCGGCCUUGCGGAUCUUGCGCUUGACAUUGCCCUCGGUGCCCGGAGCGUAGGGCUCCCGCUCGUUGGUCAGAUAGCGCAGGAUGGCCAGGUAGCUCUCCUCGCUGGACAUGGCGGACAGCGCGGGGCCCCACCGGCCUCCCUGGAGGCGCAGGCCGCGCUCUGUAUCCGGGCGGCGGGCUCGGUGCUCCCCCUGGAUAGCGGCUGACAGCUACACGGGGAACUGCUGGGCUCGGAACGCCCGGCGAGCAGCUUCGCGGAAACACAAAAUGGCUGCUGCACCAGCGGAAGUGACGUCAUGCGAGUCUCGGCGUGGAUGCAAUGUAGGCAGAGAGAACGCGGAGAGACUCAGAGAGAAGGAGGAGGAGGAGAGCAGCGUGCCGGGGGUAAGAGCAGACAUGCCGCCAUAACCGACUGUCCCGGGGGAGCAUGGCGGCCUGCUACACGCUGUAUGAAUGGUGUUGGGUACAUGUUCCCUAAUGCACAGCCUGUGUGUGGGUUCACGUGCUGUUUUUGGGGAGCAUUUCUAUAGUAUAGUCAGUCCCUGCAGGCUUUUUAAAGUGAAACUCCAGUGGCACUGCAGGUCCCCUCCCACCCCCCAAUCUCCGGUUGCUGAAGGGGUGAAAACCGUCGCUGCUUCUUACGCCGCUCCUCCCUCUGAUUGCGUCGGCCGGUGGACGAGACUGUUCCCACUCACCGGCCGGGAGACCUAAUGCGCAUGCACGACAUUCAAUGCUUUCCUAUGGGGAAAUGAGGGCUGGAGGUACUCACACAGCGUGAGGACGUCCAGUGAUGCUAUGGACCAGGAAGUGCCCUCUAGGGGCUGUCUAGUAGACAGCCAGUAGAGGUGGAGUUAACCCUGCAAGGUAAUUAUUGCAGUUUAUGAAAAACUGCAAUAAUUACACUUGCAAUGGGCAGAAGUGGUCUGGGUGCCUGGAGUGUCCCUUUAAUAUAAACACUGCUUUUUCUGGAAAAACAAGGCAUUGUUUACAUUACUGCCUAGGGAUACCUGUAAUCAGUGGCAUACACAUGACCCAUGUGGUCCCGGUGCAAAAAAUUGAUCCGUGGCCCCCCCCUGCGCUUACUCGACAAGGGUCGGGGCCGCAACACAUGGCGGCGGGCACCUGGUCACAGGGCUGCGACCGCGUCAUGCUGCACACACACCUAAAGGAUCACUACAGACACCCAGAUCACAUCAGCUCAAUGAAGUGGUCUGGGUGCCAGGUCCCUCUAGUUUUAACCCUGCAGCUGACAACAUAGCUGUUUCAGAGAAACGGCUAUGUUUCACUGAGGGUUAAUCCAGCCUCUAGUGGCUGUCUCAUUGACAGCCGCUAGAAGAGAUUCCGCUAUUCUCACUGUGAAAAUCACAGUAAGAAGACACUGAACGUCCAUAGGAAAGCAUUGAGUAAUGCUUUCCUAUGGGCGGUUUAAAUGCGCGCGCGCCUCUUGCCGCGCAUGUGCAUUAGGAGCUGAGAGGCGGGGGGAUCCCCAGCGCCAAGGAAGUCCGGCGCUGGAGGAAGGUAAAUGCUGAAGACACACACUCUCACGAACAGACGCAUACACACUAGCUAACAGACACACACAUUUACUGACAGAGACACACUCAGUGACAGACAUACAUACACACUCACAAAACAUACACUUUCACUGACAAACACACACUCACUAACAGACAUCAGACAUCAGACACACUCAGUAACAGACACACCCAAUAAGACACACUAACACACACACACACUAACACAUCAUUUUUUUUUUUUAAAUGUAAUCCCCCAGCCUCCUUACCUUUUGGAGUGCUGGGGGGAUUCCCUGGGGUCCAGUGGUGGUGCUGCUGGGCUCCUGGGUGGGCAUCUGACGUCAUCUUCCAGCUCUGGUAUCAGUGCGGUGCGCGAGGGAGCUGAAGAGGAAGCACUCAGGGGAGAGUGCUCCCUCGCGCGCCGGCCACCCAGACAGCCAGCCCACCGGAGUCAGCAGGGCCAGCCUAGGGGGGACCUGGGGUUGCCGGCUCCUGGGCCCCCCAGGAGAAGAGGCUGGCCCUGUGGGUACAGCCGCGACCCCGGUAUGUACGCCACUGCCUGUAAUGGAAAUCAUUCAUACGGCCACUGGAGUGGUUUCCUGGGCCAGUGCAGUACUGGCAUUCAGUGUCUCCAUGCAUUGCAUGGAGGCGCUGAAGGUUCCCCAUAGAGAUUCAUUUAUUUUAUGCGUCUUCUGCGCAAUAGCCUCCCAGUGCUUGGAUUUGCUGAGAUCAUCUCUAGAUAGAUGAUCUCAGCUGUGAAGGUGGAGUCAGGUGGGGCAAGACUGGCAAUGCAUGAUAACAAAAGGUUAGUAAAAUCACCUUUUAUUUACACAGAGAGGGGGGUCGAUGACCUAAAUGUUUAUUCCUACUCUAUAGGAAUACAUAUUUAAAGUCACAAUGUUCUUGUCCUGUAAACACAUAAUGUUGUAAAACUGUGGGUUAUUGUUCCCCAUCCCCGCCCUUUCUUCCUCCAGUGAUAUCACUCCCUCUGAUUUAACAUUACCAACCUGCAACUUUCACUCGGGGCUGUUAUUUAAGCGGCACAAACAGAUUCCAAACAUCAUGACCACUUCAACUCAUUGAAGUGUUCAUGUUGCUUAUAGUAAUUAUUUAACUCUUUCUGGAUGUAAGGGUGUGCUAUGCGGUCCUACAAAAGGAGGGCUUUAACGCUGUUAGGGCAGCAUAACAUUCCUAAUGAUUGGGCCCUUGUUCUAUCAUUCUGCUAUACCCCGUCAGAUUUCUAUACCCCCGUCACUUCCGGGGAGGGGAAUCAGCUGGAUCCUUUGCUGCACAUGCCUCACUUAACCCUAAAUGCCCUGUGUGCCUAAGCUUAGUGAAUGCACUAACUAUAAUGAAAGUGUAAAACUAGUUUUACUUACCUUCCAGGACCUUGCUGUGGAGGAGUAGCAGGAGUGCUAGCAGGCAUGUGCAGCACAGGAUCCAGCUGAUUCCCCUCCCCGGAAGUGACGUGGUAUAGAAAUCUGACGGAGUAUAGCAGAAUGAUAGAACACCCUCUCUCCGGUAUCUAUACUUACUGUCAUGUGAUAGUGGUGACAUCAUGAUUGGUUUCGAACUUGUACAAUUGCCUCCAUCCUUAAGGGGCUAACAGAUAUCAAUAAGUAUUUGUUGUAAAUUUUUUGUUAUUCAGGGGAGACUCGUUUUUCCAAUGGUUUCAAAUUAUGUAUUGUUUCGAUCUUAGCUUUAUGUAAAUUAGAAACCACCAUCUCUGAACUUUCUGAGUACUGGAGGGGAAAAGCAUGCUUCUUACACUGAAAUAAGUUGUAAAAGCUUGUUUUAAAACUGUGGAAAUUACUCACUGUUGUAACUGUUUAACAUUUUUAUUUAACUUACACUGCUCCAUCAAAAACAUAACUAAUAACAGGAACCAUUUCCCCCUUUUUUUUAGUUUGCUAUCAUUAUUCAAUAUGUCAACACAAAUUAAGGACAAAGAAGCUUUUCAACGAAUCAAUUUUCUAUACCAGGUAAUUAUAGAUUAUAGUUAAACUACUACUGUACAUUUGUAUGUGUUUAAUUUCAGUAGUCAUUUUACUACCAGUUGCAUGAUAAUCAAAAUUAAAACCCAAACACAUUUCCUAUUCAGCUUAUUGGCUACAUUAAUUAAUUUUCAUGUGCUACAACUACUUUAACACUGUAGGGUGGCCACCUGUGCUCCCUGUGGUGACAUUCUGUCAUUAAACUAAUAUGGUGGCCAGGGGUCAUGUGACCAAUCUCAUGUAUGCAUUUCUUACAGGGGGAUAAGCUUUACCCUUUGAUAUGGUAAUUGGGUAAUUCUUUCUUUCUAAUACUUUUUAUUGAAAAAUUUUGUUUUAAGAUAACAAAUAAUCACAUUAAUACAUACAUACAUACACACCUAAUUAAAUCCGACCAAUACAAAUAAAUCUUUUUGAUGGAAAGAAAAAAACUUUCAUUGAGAUAUAUCAAUCGGUCAAAAAAAACCACAAAAAAAAACCUGGAAGUUGACAAUAUUACAUUUAAUCCAUCAAUGAUAAUAAGAGGUGUAUCAAUGGGAGUAGGCACGGGUUUACAUACAUAUUACAGUAGAUAAUAGAUAGAGAUUACAAAUACAUAUUAACCGUGAGAGUUCCAUUUCCCACAUAGGAUUUUAUCUUUCUUAAACACAAUGCCUGAGAAAUUUAUCAAUUGCCAUAUAAUAAAGAACAGUUUUUUAACCAAGUAGAAUACCAAUCCCUUUUUUUUGAAAACACUAACCGAUUUUUUAUCAUUUCGUUUUCCAUUGUCAAUUGAAAUUUAAUUUGGUUAAUUAGAGAGAUUUUCUGAAAAGGAACAGAGGAUUUCCACUGAUUUUAACUGCAAUGAAGCAGUGAAUUGCUAAACAAAUAUAUUUACUUGAUUUAAAAGGCAAAUUGAGAUGGAGGAGGGCCGAUACUGGGUCUAUAUUUAUAUCUUUAAAUGAUACCUCUUUCAUAGAUAUUUCAGAAAAGAUAUUAUAGGUCCAAGCCCAUAGUGGUUUUGCUGCUGGGCAGAACCACCAGAUAUGAAUAUAUGUACCCAGAUAGGUACCACAUCUCCAACAAGUAGGAUCUUGAGAAGAAUACAUUUUAGCUAAUCUUGUCGGGGUGUAGUACCAUCUAUAGAGUAACUUAAAAUGACACUCAGUCAAGUUUAGACCAUGAACAAAUUUGUUUACUAGAAUUAUAGAAGAGUACCAUUCCUUUGGGGAAAUAACUAAAUUUAGAUCCUUUUCCCAGGAUUUAACCAAUUUAUAGGGAAAGGUGUCUGAACCUUUAAACAGCAUAUUAGCCACCGAAACAACUUUGGGUAUAGUUUUAAAUGAGAAAAGAAUUUGUAGCUCUUUAGCCCGAGGAAAAGAAGAUUGAAUAACAUGUUUCUGAAUAUAGUGUUUAAUGCGAAAAUAAGUAAAUAAUUCUUUAGAUGGAAUAUGGAAAUUAUCCACGAUCUGUUGAAAUGGUAAGAUAUCAUCGCCCUGCAUAAUAUCCGAUAAAGUUAUUAUAUCUUUAUUGGGCCAGUGUCUCAGUGAUAGAUCCUCUACAUUAUUUUCUAAUAAAUUUAAUUUACAUGUUUUGGGAAUUGAGUAACUUACACCCAAAAUUUUUCUGAUUUCAACCCAUGUUUCCAAAGAGUGAGCCAGCGAUAUUAAGCCAUUAGGCAAAUCCGUUAGAAACCUCACAGGAUCUGACCAUAUAUAUGGAUGAAGAGCAGAUACAUGUAGCGCUUCAGACUCCAAUUUAUACCAAGGUUCAGAAAAAAAAAAAGGUUCUUGUAAAAUAUAUAUAUGUCGUAUAGUAUUGGCAUAGUAUAAGUUAGUGAUAUUUGGAUAAUUUAGCCCUCCCUUAGAGAGUUUGUUGUAAAUAUAUUUUUGACUUAUUCUGGGCUUUUUAUUUUUCCAAAUAAAUUUAUUUAUGGCAGAUUGUAUCAUAUAAAGCCACAUCUUAGGGAUUUUAAGGGGAACCAUUGAUAACAAAUAAGACCAUUUUGGUAAAAUAUAAGAGUUGAUAAUGUUAAUUCUACCUAUCCAUAGUGUUUCUAAAUUUUUCCAUUUUUUUUAGGUUUUGAUUCAUUUCCUUCAUUAACUGCAUAACGUUCCUCUCCAUUAUUUGGGAAGCAUUAGCCGGAAAGCUAAGGCCCAAAUAAUUAAUUUCUGAGUCUGUCCAAAUAAACUGAUAUUUUUGAGAUAGCCUUUCAACCUGAGUGAAGGGUAAAUUAAUAGUUAAAGCAGUAGAUUUAGAGACAUUUAACUUGAAAUUAGAGAUAUUAGAAAAAUUGACAAUUUCUUCCAUUAAUGAUGCCAAUGAAUCUUCUGGAGAUGUAAGGGUUACCAGAGCGUCAUCGGCAUACAAUGCAAUCUUAAUAUCUUGAGAUUUCGUAGGAACACCCUUUAUUAACUGAUUGUUCCUAAUGUUUAUCGCAAGAGGCUCAAGAGAUAAGAUGUAGAGAAGCGGUGACAAAGGACAUCCCUGUCUUGUACCGUUUUUAAGAUCGAACCACAUCGAAGUAAUAUUAGGACCUACAGUUCUGGCUGAAGGGUCAGAGUAUAAUAUAAUUGCGGUGUAAAUCCAACCCGUAAAGCCGUAUGCAUUGAGAAGUUCACUUAAAUAGCCCCACCCAACCCUGUCGAACGCUUUUUCUGCGUCCAAAGACAGGGCCAGGAGGGGCUCUUUAUUGGCAUUGACAAGACUAAUACUAUCUAUAAGCUUUCGAGUGUUAUUUGAUGCCCAUCUUCCUGGGAUAAACCCUAUUUGAUCAGGAUGAAUAAGUUUAGAAAUAACCCUUUUCAGUCUCUCAGCUAUAAUAGCUGAAUAGAUUUUCAUGUCAACAUUAAUUAAUGCAAUUGGUCUAUAGUUUUUUGGGUCCGUACUAUCUUUAUCCGGUUUUAAAAUGGGAACAAUGUUUGAUUGUAGUAAUUCCUUUGGGAUGAUCUCACUUUCUGCUGCUUGAUUAAACAUUUCAGUAAGAGGUUUUAAAAGAUAAGGUUUCAUAUAUUUAUAAUAAAGAUUUGAAAAACCAUCAGGACCAGGAGUUUUGUUUAUAGCUAAUCUAUCAAUUUGAAAUUGCACUUCCUCCAUAUAAAUUUUUUUAUUCAGAAUGGUCAGAUCCUGGGAAGAAAUUCUCGGAAUUCGAGACUUUAAUAGAAAACUCUUAAUGUCCUUUAUUUCUGGGGAUAGCCUUAAAUUGUAUAGAUCUUGGUAAAAUUGAUUAAACUUUUGACCAAUCUCCAGUGGAGUGGAGUAUACAGUUUGAUCCACUACCAAUUUUUCUACUCUAUUUUUAGCAUAUUGAUUACGGAGCCUCCUAGUUAGACUCUUACUCGCUCUAUUACCCGAGAUGUAGUGAUUUAGUUUUAAUUUAUUUAUAUUUGACCUUAUUUUCUCCUCUUCCUUUAAAUUAAUUUGGAGUUGUAGAUCUUUUAACUGAGUUCUCAGCUCGGGGGAAGAUUGUAUUUUAUUCAAUUUGGAUCAUGAGUAGAAUUCAAUAUAUAAGUCAGACAAUUUUAUUCCUUUAUUUUUCUUAAAGAGAUAGUCUAAUUUAAUUAUAUAACCCCUCAUUACAGAUUUAUGGGAACACCAAUUUAUUAAGGGAGAGGUGUCUUGCAGGUCAUUUUCUGCCCAAAAAUAUUCAAAUAAUUUAGUCAAAUCCUCCCUAUUCUUAGAAUCCUUCAAAAUAUCAUCAUUUAGUCUCCAAGUAUUACGAGGAAAAGGCGGAGAAUUACCAAGAGCAAAUACAACAAAACUGUGGUCUGACCAUGUAUUUUCUUUAAGAUCAAUAUAAUUAAAAAGCGGAAUUGUUAUAGCAUUUGUUAAACAAAAAUCGAUCCGAGAAUAUGUUCCAUGAACACCGGAUAGGUGAGAAAAAUCUUUUUUAAGGGGGUGAAGUAAUCUCUAAAUAUCAUAUAAAUUAUACUGCCUACAUAUAUUAUUUAAUCUUUUGGCUUGCUUAGUGGGUCCUGUAUUAACAUUAGAUAAGGGAGAUAGUGUAGUUCUGUCCAAAAGUGGAUCACCAACACAAUUGAAAUCGCUAGCGAUAAUCAAAUAUCCCUUAUAGAUUUUGUCCACUUUAUCCAUUAUCAAAGAAAAUUUAGUCAUUGGAUCAACAUUAGGUAAAUACACGUUGACCAGUGUAUAAAUUUUAUCUUCGAUCUUACAAACCAAAAUAAUAAACCUCGCUUCUGGAUCAAAUUCUGUAUGUAGGAUAUCUACGUUAAUAUCUUUACUAAAUAUAAUUGCCACACCCCUUUUUUUAUUUUUAAUUAAUGAGGCAUGAAUCGCCGUUACAAAUUUAUCACCACCCCAUGUUUGUUUAGUAUCUUUAAGCCAAUGAGUUUCUUGUAAAAAGGCUACCUGUAUAUUUUGUUUUAUCAGGGAAUCAUACAGUCUAUAUCUUUUUUUGUUCGUGUUAAGCCCCUGAACGUUCAAAGAUAAAAACUUCAACAUAUAAUUACCUCAAAGAGAUAAUUUUUGGACUUCCGAAAAAAAAAAAAAAAAAGGAAUAACAACAUAUACUCCCAAUCAUUGGGUUAUGAAUAAGACAACACCAUUCACCCAACUAUUAGGUAAAUACCUAAUUCUACGAUAUUCAUUGACAACCCUAUUGGAGCAAUGAAAAUAGAGUAGCAUAACUACACAAGAGUGGAAACCCCGAACCAUGCCUGAGUUGAAAAACCUACCACUACAAAAAUGACCUCGCUCUGUCUUAAUUUAAAUCUCCCUAAUAGAAGGAGAAUUGGAGAAAUACUGCCCAAGAGAUUUUAUAUCAAAGUGUAUAUAAGAUAAUAAAUAAAUAUAUAGUGAAUAAAGAUAUCAAUACUCAUUCAAUUACUUUAAACCUGGAACUUAUAUCAUCGUUCUAUUAAGUGACAAUCAUUAAUACUGUAGUAAUCAUGUGAAAAAUUUGAAUUUAGAGUGUAAACUAACACCAAAAGAGGCAAAUAUAUAAUACUUUUCAAAUAUUAGUUUCUUCUGAGAAAGUUAUUACUUAGUGUCCAUAAAAUAACAAUUUUUCUUGAGCAUAUGUGAAUUACUUGUAUACUACAUGGGAAAAAUAUUUAUAAUCUUCUCUUAAGCUUUCUUCUCCCCCUCCUCCCUCCCACACUCAUAUUCAUGUUUAUAUUCUGCAAAAAUAAAAGCAUAGAACUAAGACAACAAUUUGUUACUUUUAAGCCAUUCUGUUAAUCUCGCACUAGUCUCAAAUAUUUCUCUUCUACCUUCAUAAGAGAGACUAAGUUUUAGUGGAAAAGGCCACUUAUAUUUUAUAUUAUGAUUUCUCAAAGAGCAUGUGGCAGAACUAAAUGCUUUUCUUUUUGUUCUGGUUUCAAAGGAUAAAUCUUGAAAUACUUUAACUUUCUGGAAAGGCCCCUCAGAGAUUAACUCAGUUCUUGCAUAUUUCAAAAUGGUUUCUUUAAAAUCAAACGAGAGGAAACAUGCAAUGAUAUCUCGGGGAGAAUCAUUUUGUAUUACUUGUGGUUUAAAAGUCCUGUGGCAUCUUUCUAUUAUUAAAUCAGAAGAUUUAAAGGGAACACCCAGUGCAGAAAAAUAUUCCAGCAAAGUCUGUUUUAGAUCUUCUUGUCUGCCUUUUUCUGGAAUGUCUCUAAACCGCAGAUUUUUUCGCCUUGAUCGGUCUUCCAAUUCAGAUCAUUUGUUUUGUAAGUUUGUAAUAGCCUGAUUUGCCUUAACACACUCUUCUGAUAGGUUUUUUUGUUGAAAAUCUAACUGGUUUAGAUGGUCUUCAAAGCUUUCCAUUUUUACAACCAGUGAAUUUAUUUCGUUUUUUAUAUCCGAUUUGAUUUUAUCCGCCGUUAGAGCCAGUUCGGCUUUAAUCUCGUCUAGGUUAGUCUUUAGACUAUAAUGUAACAAAGAAGUAGUUAUUAAAUCUUUAUCAGGAUUACUUUUAUGUUCUGGUUCCAGAUCUUCUGAACUUAGAUCCAUUUCAUUUAUUUUCUGUUUAGAGAUCUUAUGUUGCUGGGGAGAAAAGUAAGUUGUUAAUGAUCUGUCCUGAGGUUUAUCUUGAAUAAGAUCUUUUUUAUCUUUCCUUGAAGAGGAUUUAGUUUCGUGAAGUUUUUUCGAAGCCAUGUUAUAAAAAUUUUGGACCUAAGGAAGCGUCAGAUCAUUAGCAAUUAUUCUAUAUACAAAUCUUUUUUUUUUUUUUUAUUUAUUAUUAUUUUUUUUCCCUUUUUUUUUUUUUCUUCUAUUCCUCUAUAUAAUUUGUACAAUUUAUUGCCUGUUACUUUCUCUUUAUUUUCUCUUUAUUUUGUCUUCCUUUUUUUUUCUCUUUUUCUUAUUCUUCUUCCCUCUAAUUCUUUCCUCUUAAAUAGUGUGUCUAUUCCCUACUUUUUUAGUAUCCUUUCCUUCUGUUUCCACUUUCCACUUUCCCUUUAAGUUUCACUUUAUUUGCUUUUUACUUAAUUUUCUUUUCUUCCUUUAGUGGUCCCUUUACCUCUUCUCUCUCCUGCUCCUUUGUCUUAAGUAUUAUCUGAUUCUGAAUGUUAUCCCAACAUUAUAGGGACUUUAUGAAUUAAAUAACAAUAUCUGCAGUGUUUCCUCUAAAUAUAUAUAGACAAUAUAUUAUAGUUGUCUUGAAUUAAAACCACUUAUAAUUUUCUUUUCUUCGCCAAGUUGACAUUGCAGAAUUAUACCUGCUACCACAUAUGAGCAGUUAUUAUAGAAAUUUAAACUGCAAAAUUGCAGAAUUUUCAGAAUAAAGAAAGAUACUGCACCGUGGUAUUACUGGCGUUUGUGUGGAGUUUGAUCGCACAUGGUUUUCUCAGGCAACUCCUCCAAAGACUAACAGAGUAGAGAUGAGGAAGCCCGCGGAGUUCAGAGUAGUCGGAGCACAGAAAGUGCGAGGUCUGCAGAUAGAAGUUAUUCGGCGUUCAUAUGCACGUGUAUUCCUUCUGUUGUCGGUCAAAUUACAAAUAGAUGCAGAGAUGUAUAGAGGCUUACAGGCGGUCUUUACUUAGGCGGCAGAGAGAGGCAUCUGGGAAUGGCAGCCGUUGAUACCUCGGCAGAGCAUGGCGGGUUCCCCUCCUAUUCCGUCAUCACGGAGAGCGUCCGUCCGCACGCCCCCACGUCAUAACGCCCCCACGUCAUAACACAUGGAUUUGGUAAUUGGGUAAUUCAAUACCUUUACAAGUCAGGAGAGAAAUAACCACUUCCCCCUAUCUCCAUUCCUCUCUGUUCCUUCUUGGCUGUGCUGCAGAGCAGAUGUGCAGACGCCAUGUGCUAUCUUGGUGAACCAUGUUACUGUCUGUUGCUUCCUUUUCUUCCUUGGUGGAUGUGAUGUUGAACUUGCAGCAGUAAGCCAUUACUAGAUGUGAAGGCCUAACCGUGGGUGAGAUCAAACAUGUGGGGAAGGGGAUUACUAUAUAGAUAGAUUUAAAAAGGGUUGUUGCUCCGUGGGUCUGGGCUGUGUAUUUGUGAUACAUUUAUAGUAUUGUGUUGUUGCCUUUUAAUAAAUACCUUUUUAAUGUAGACGAACCUUGUGUAAUAUAUAUAUAUAUUAAUUUGGUGAUACACCACACUCCCUAAAUAUAAUAAAAUCUUACUUUUGUUCAAGUCUGCAGUUGUUGGCUCUUCCCCUGAUCUGCCUGAUUUAUUGACAUCAUCAGAAGUGAUUCUCUGAGCCAAUCACAAUGCUUUCCUAUAGGAUUGGUGGAGCUAGUCAAGGAGGCACAUCGGGGCGCAGAGCCAGCACAAGCCAAACACAACCCUGGCCAAUCGGCAUCCCCUCAUAGAGAUGCAUUGUAUCAAUUCAGUGGAGACACUGAAUGGCAGUGCUGCGCACUGUGCCGCACUGCCCCAGAAAGUACCUCUUGCAGCCAGUAAAGUUAUCCAUAGGCUGUAAUGUAAACACUUUUUUUUUCUCUGAAAAGACAGUGUUUACUGCAAAAAGGCUGAAGCAAAUGAUUAUACUCACCAGAACAAAUGCAAUAAGCUGUAGUUGUUCUGGUGAGUAGAGUGUACCUUUAAGCUAACCACUAACAUUAUGAAUUUCUAAAACGAAAAUCCCAAGUGUGAAAAAUGCAAAUCCGUACUCAAUUUAAUUGAUUACUGUCUAAAUACAUGUUGACCACAUUAUCAUCGUGAGGCUAAACCAAUCAAAUGUACAAUUAUUAUCCAAAAUACUCUCUCCAUGAAGGCUCUGCAACUUCUUUUUCUUUUAGCCAAAAGUCAUGCAGAUAUAUUGUUUGUGUGGUAAGCCUGUCAUGUAAUAUUAUUAUAGUUUCUCUGCAUAUUUUCGUUUAACCCCUUAAGGACACAUGACAUGUGUGACACGUCAUGAUUCCCUUUUAUUACAGAAGUUUGAAGGCCUGAAGGCUGAACAAUGUUUUCUAAGAAAAGGCAGUGUUUACAAUGCUGCUUACAUACACCACUAGUGGCUGUGACUAUAGACUUCCUGGGUUUGGUCCUGCAAAGAUCAAAGGCUCAACUUUCAGUGUUUACUCGCUUUACAUUGAGACACUGAACGCUCCCUAUGCUGACUCUGCAUCUCUGAGGAGAUGCUAAUUGGAACAGCACUGUCAUUUUCCUUCGCAUGCAUACUAGACUCACAAUGCUUCCCUAUGGGAUAAACAUUAGAUUGGCUGAGAUCACCGGGAUUGUUGAAUUAUGCAUAUUGAGAAUCUGAAGAGUUUCUUCUUCUAUUCUAUUUUUCAGUUGGUAAAAAUUGAGUAUUGAGGUAAUGUUUUCAACUUUAUUUAGCUUAUAUUCUACCACAAUAAAUCUUUAUUUGUAAUUUUUAUAUUUCUCAUGCAAUUAUAAUUUUUUAUAUAUAUAAUGUAAUUUGUUUGUAACUGUAAAAUGCUUUCAUGCUUAUUAUUGCAUUCAGUAUCUGAUGACACCCGUUUGUUUCCCAAGGCUGCACACUGUGUAUUGGCUCAAAACCCUGAGAAUGUGGCACUUGCUCGCUUCUAUUGUCAUACAGAAAAAAUGAUCAGCAAGCGACUGGUGCUUAGACAGUAAGUAUACAUUGCUUGUUUGAAUAGACCUACAGUUCUACUUGAGAACAUAAUCUUGCUUAGCAAUAUAGAGAGACAUUUUGUCCUUAUUUAUUUAUAUAAUUUCCAAACACACGUGAAUUUGAGCCUUCAGAAAAAUUACAUUUAAAUAUCAUUACCUUGGCAUAUAAUAUUGGAGAUUGGCAGUAGUUCAUUUGUGCAAGAAUAGUCAUCACUACAAAUUAAUGCCAACACAUCCAUGUAAUAAUUGCAGUUUGCAUUAUUGUUUUACAUACCUUAAAGGAUCACUAUAGGGUCAGGAACACAAACCUGUAUUCCUGACCGUAAAGUGUUAAAACCACCAUCUAGCCCCCCGGUCCCCUCAUGCCUCCCUAAAAAAUAGCAAAAUCUUACUGUAUUCAAGCCUGAAGCUGUAACUCUGCAUGCUGUUUGCCUCAAAAAAACAAGCAGUCUGCUGACAUCAUCAGAAGUGGUGGCCUGAUCGAAUCACAAUGCUUCCCCUAGGGAUUGGCUGAGACUGACAAGGAGGCAGAUCAGGAGCAGAGCCAGCAUGAUUAAAACACAUCCCUGGCCAAUCAGCAUCUCUUCAUAGAGAUUAAUUGAAUCAAUGAAUCUCUAUGAGGGAAGUUCAAUGUCUGCAUGCAGAGGGAGGAUAUACUGAAUGUUUGGAUGCAUUUUAGGCAGCCAUGACUCAGGAAGGAUCUCUGACUGCCAUCUGAGGAGUGGCCAGUGAAGUUAUCACUAGGCUGUAAUGUAAACACUGCAUUUUCUCUGAAAAGACAGUGUUUACAGCAAAAGGCCUGAAGGUAAUGAUUCUACUCACCAGAACAAAUUCAAUAAGCUGUAGUUGUUCUGGUGACUAUAGUGUCCCUUUAAGUUACUAUAAUUUAUGAAGGAAUUUUGUAAAAUUAAUCUACAAUUCUGCCACAUUUUAAGCCAUCCUUUUGUCUUAUCUCCAGGGACCCAUCAAUUAAAAGAACUAUAUGCAAAAGGUGCAGCUCUCUGCUUCUUCCUGGAGUCACCUGUACUGUACGACAAAAAAGUAAGCACUUUCUUAGGUAUGAAAUGUGAAAUAUAACUUAUUUAAACAGCUUGCCUUUAAAUACACUUGUUACAACAAACAGACCAUUUAAUAUUAAGCUAUAUGUUUCUAUUUUAAAUUUAAAAAUACAUUUUAAAAAACUUUAGGAAAAAUAAAAUGUUUGCGUUACUUGCUUAUAAUUUUUACAUUCUCAUCCCAUACAAUAAAGUUUUUGGUGGUCACGUAAAAUAUGAUUGAUGCUAAAAAAAUAUAUUUGUACCUUGGGGGGGUGAAUCUGGUACAUCCAGGGAAAAUAAAGCCCCAUAUGAAAUAUUUGCCUUAAAAAGUAUUUGCAAACUUAUUUGCUCUACUGACAGUAGAAGAGCUGAUCCGGAAUCUGCAUUAUUUUUUUUAAGCUACAAAAAUGCAAUUCUUAAAGGGACACUACAGUCACCAGAACCACUAACGGUUCAUGUAGUGAUUCUGGUGUCUAUAGCCUGUCACUGAAGGCUUUUCAAUGUAAACACUGCAUUUUCAGAAAAAGGCAGUGUUUACAUUGCUCACUCAGACAGCCACUAGAGGUGAUUCCUAGUGCAAUGCUGCAUGGAGGCGCUGAAUAUUCCCCAUAGAGAUGCAUUGAUUUAAUGCAUCUCUAUGAGGAGAUGCGAUUAGUGCAUGCACAAUAGCCUCCCAAUGGUUGGCGGAGAUCAUGAAGAUUGAUUAUCUCAGCCAUGGAGGUGGGGUCAGCCACAGCGAGACCAGCACGACAUGGGAAAAAUCUUUUCCAUGCAAUCGGGGGGCGGCACCUAAACAGAGACACACUCUCUUACAGACAGACACUCAAAAAUUAUCUAUAUAAUUUUUUUAAUCCAAUUUACAUCCACCUAGCCUCCGUACAUUUUGGAGAGCGGAUGGAUCAGCUUUUCCUCUGGUCCAGUGAGGCUGCUGUCAUCUUCCUGCUCUGCUCCCUCCCUCCCGCCAUUUAUGAUUUCAGCAUGCACGAGUGAGCAUAGCAGGAAGAUGACAGGUCCCUCGCCGCCUGCCUCUGCUUUCCAUCAGCCGGCCCCCUGCAUUCUUCCUUGCCGCCUCCGCUGAAAGAAUCCCAGGCAUCAGGACGAAACUCCUAGUACACAUGGCGACCUGGAUUUUGGACCUGGAUUUUGUCGAGCCCUGUUCUAAUAAAUCAUAUAUGUGGGUCAUCUACAACCAGGAACAUCUAUUGAAAUUACAGGCACACUCCAAAGUCUCCCCAUGGUGUGUGAAUUAUGAGCACUGUGUGCUUAGUGUUUCUAAAGCCGGCUGUCAUAAGUGCAUGGAGAAUAAAUGCGGACUAUGUUGGUGGGACUUAACUCCUAAAUCAAAACUGCCCAUCUCGAAUUGGGACCGUUGGGAAGUGUUCGAUGUAAAUUUUAAUUCGUAUUUUCAAUUAUCAUGUUUUGAAUUUCUUUUUUUUCCCCAUUAAAAGUAAUGUCUUUUGAACACAAUUUUUUUUACAUUGAUUUUUUUUAUAUAUAGAACACCGUGGGCAGAGGCAAACUGUUGUGCGAUGUUUGAGUUGUGGCCUAAUUAAACGGUUUCUCAGUAACCCAAAUUACAAGUUAUGGUGUGAACAGCCAGAGGCUCUACUCGAAAAUCAGCCAAAAGCAGGUAACUAUAUUUCUAGUUAAUGAGUGUAGUUUGCUUUUCAGCAAACUUACUAAAAGUCAUUCGGGUUUUGUUUCAAAAACACAAAAAAGUGUGAUCAUGCAGACUGGCAAUUUCAGCUUUUGAACCACAAUUAACUAAAGUUUACAGAUUUUUUAUAUAUAUAUAUAUAUAUAUAUAUAUAUAUAUAUAUAUAUAUAAUUUUUUUUUAAUUUUUUUUAUGAAGUUUUAUAAUUAACAAUAUAACAUAAUGUCUUCUAUCAGAAGUUCCUAUGUGCUGUAAGUUUUCCCCCUCGACACAAAGUGUAAACCUUUUACAGUGUAAUUUGGGUCUCUGCUUGUCAUCUUCUCAUUUACAAAGAGAGAAACUUUAUAUGAAAGCACCCUGCAACAUUUAUCUUAACCCCUUAAGGACACAGCUUCAGAAGCUUGACUUACGCUUAAUGACACAAGCAAUUUUUGCAUUUUCUUGCUGUUUGCGUUCAACUGCAAUUUGCAUCUCUCUCAUUUAUUGCACCGACACAUAUUAUAUACUGUUUUUUAAAGGACAGAAAGGGCUUUAAUUUGAUAUAACAUAUAUAUAUAUAAAUGCUUACUUAUUAUAAAAAAAAUACAGAAAAAUGCAAAAAAAUGAAAAAUAUUGUUUUUUUUUACAGUUUUUGCAAUAAUAAUGUGUGCAUAAUUAGUGCAGGUUAAGGAAAGUAAUUAAAAAUAAAUUUAUUUAUUUGUUCUGAUUUACAGAAUAUAUAAUGUGUCUGGGAUUUUAAGUUUUUUUUGGUAGUUACAGGUCACAAAGCACAAGUAGUAAAAUAAACUUUUAAUGUGGAGCGAUUUUAGAAUUUGGUAUGUUUGUCUUGUAAGCUUAAUAGCCAUAAAAGAAAACAAAAUUGCCACACAAAAGUAUAUAUUUAUAUAAAGUAGACAUCACGGGCUAUUUACCUAAGGUUGUUUUGACACUUUCUACGUAGCCAUUUCACCGCCAACCUCUGCUAAAUAUUGGAGUAAAAUUGUGUUCUUUUUGGUUUUUGGCACACAAACUUAUAACAGAGAAAUUCUCGUGUAUAUUUUGUAAAGUUGGUGUGUGCUAUUCCUGUACAAAGUUUUAUUUUGUGUUCAGUUACAUCUGCUGAGUAAAAUGACACCCCCAUUGUAUGUCUUUUGCACUAUUUCGUGAAGUUACAGUGCCAUACAGGAUACCUGUCCUUUUCAGUAUUCACAGUAGAAUUUUGAGAGAUGGAUUUAAUGAGCCUUAGCUUCCAUUUGGGGUAUUAUAACAGUUUGACUGUUCAAAAACCCCCACAAAGGCCUACCAUUUGUAAAAGUAGACACUCCAGGGUAUCUCAUAAGGUGCAUAUUGUGCCUUAACAUACCCCCAUUUUUUCACCAAUAUACGCCAAAGUAUGUGGUAAAAAAUAAUUUUGUGCAUUUUUUACAUACGGAUUGCAUUUUUGCUGGGUGUUUUGUAUAUUUCAUAUGUGCCACUAAGUUCAAACCCCCAAAUUAUGCUCAGCUAAGUCUUCUGAGUAAAAUGACACCCCAUAUGAAUGUCUUUGGCACUAUUUCGUGAAGCUACAGUGCCAUAUAGGAGACCAAGCCAUAUCCGUUUUUACCAAACUUUGAAUUUUGACGCUGGGCCUAUGUGCAAUUUCCAAGCAUCUUCGCAGGUUUUAAAUUCAAACUACCCCACAAAGGCCUACCAUUUCUUAAAGUAGACACCCCAGGGUGUUUCAAAAGGUAUAGUUUGAACCUUAGCGUGGGAUCAUUUUUCCGCUAGCUUGUACCAGAUGUAGUGGUAAUAAGCGUUUUUUCUGCCUUUUUGACAUACAAAGUGAGUUUGCACAGUAUAUUUUGCAAACCUUAUGUGUGCUACGACUGUAUAAUACUUCAUAUGUUGCUCAGCUAUGUCGGCUGAGUACAGCAAUACCCCCGUAUGUACCUUUGCCAGGUAUGUGUGGACAUCGGAGGGGCACAUUUGGGACACAGCCAUUCCAGUUUUUUUCAAACUUUGAAUUUUUAUGCUGUGCCUAUGUCCCAUUUUAGAGUUUUUUACCAGGCUAUAUAAUCCAAAUUCCCCAUAAAGCCAUACCAUUUCUUAAAGAAGACAUCCCAGGGUAUUUCAAAAGGCAUAUUUUGAACCUUAGCGUGGGAUCAUUUUUCCGCUAGCUUGUACCAAGUGUAGUGGUAAUAAGCAUUUUUCUGCCUUUUUGACAUACAAAGUGAGUUUGCGCAGCAUAUUUUGCAAACCUUAUGUGUGCUAUGACUGUAUAAUACUUCAUAUGUUGCUCAGCUAUGUCGGCUGAGUACAGCAAUACCCCCGUAUGUACCUUUGCCAGGUAUAUGUGGAUGUUGAAGGGGCGCAUUUGAGACGCAGCCAUUCAGUUUUUUUCUAACGCUGAAGUUUUACGCUGUGUCCAUGUUCCAAUUUGGAGUAGUUUAGACGGUUGGUUAUUGAAACUUCCCCACAAACACAUACUAUUUAUUAAACAAUACACCCUGGGGUAAUUCAAAAGGCAUAUUUUGAACCUUGGCGUGGGAUAAUUUUUUCUCUAGUUUGCUCCAGGUGUAGUGGUAAUGAGCGUUUUUAAAAUGUAUUUUUUUACUUUUUAUAACUUUUUACUUUUAAAAACUAGUUUUUAAACUUUUGUUUUGCUUAUAAAUUUUUUUUAAACUUUCCUAAACUUUCUUAAAACUUUUUUACAGAUUUAACAUUUUUCUAAGCUUUUUUUUUUACCGUUAACCCCUAACUAGCAGUACGCAGCAGUAACAGUAAAUUCCCCAUUUUCCCAUAACUCCCACCCACCCCAGCUAGCAAAAUAUAUAGUUAUAAAAUAUUUAAAUUAAUUAAUUAAAUAAAUUGAACCCCUGAGGGUUAAAAAAAUAAAUAAAAGUUAAUCCUCAGGGGUUAAAAAAAAUUAGAUCACAGUAUAAUACUGUGAUCUCUAUUUGAUCGCUGUAGGCAGUGAUCGACUGGCAGGGAAGGGGUUAAUUUUUAUUUGGACUAGGUAAAGUGUGUUUUUUUUGUUUUUUUACUUAAAUGUUAUUAAAACAUUUUUUUAAGCUUAAUUUUUAACUUUUUAAAGUUUCUUUUAAAACUUUUUUUAACGUUAACCCCUAGUUAGCCUAACGCCAAAUCCCCCAAUUCCCCACUAACUUCCACCCACCCCAGCUAUCUAAAUAUAUAAUUAAAAAUAAUUUAAUUAAUUAAUUUAAUUAAUUUAACCCCUGAGGGUUAAAAAAAAAAAGAAUUAACCCUCAGGGGUUAAAAAAAAAAAUCAGAUCAUAGUAAAAUGUAAUCCCUGCCAAUUGAUCACUGUAGUCAGUGAUCAAUUGGCAGGGAAGGGGUUAAUUUUUUAUUAAAAUGGGUAAGGGGGGGGACACUUUAAAUAAACUUUAUUUUUUUUUACAGCAGGGGGCAGGAUCAGCACUGAUCCGGCUCCCUGCACUUCACACAGAACCAGGAAGUGCAGGGAGCCGGUAGGUAAGUAUGCAGAGCACAUGUGCUCGCUCUGACUUGCGGUCAGAGCGAGCACAUGUGCUGGGCAGCUGACCGGGUGCUCCCGGUAUGCCUCUAAUGCAGAGGCAUACCGGGAGCACCAUUAACCCCGCGAUCGCUGCAAUAGCGGCGAUCCGGGGUUAAUUUUACCGCGUGACGGACGAGGUCCGUCACCCGUCGUUAAGGGUUUCCCCUCUGUGACGGACCUCGUCCGUCACCCGUCCUGAAGGGGUUAACAUUUAGAUAUUCUAUUACGAUAUAUAGGUGUUAAAGGGACACUAUAGUCACCAGAACAACUACAGCUUAAUGUAGUUGUUCUGGUGAAUAUAAUCAUUAUAUACAGGCAUUUUCAUGCAAACACUGCCUUUUCAGAGAAAAGGCAGUGUUUACAUUGCCCCUAGGAACACCUCCGAAUGGCCACUGGAGGUGCUUCCUGGCUCAGUGCUGCACAGUAGGCAGCUCUGCCAUUCAGGGUCCCCACGCUCUGCAUGGGGAUGCUGAAUUCUCCUCAUAGAGAUGCAUUGAUUUAGUGCAUCUCUCUGAGGAGGUGCUGAGUGGCCAAAACAGCAUUUGGCCCUGCCCCUUGUCGAUUUGGAUUGGUUAAAAAUCGGCAGUUCUGAUGAUGUUACCAAGGGGAUGGGGCCAGUGCCGGCAGACUCGCACGGCACUGGAAAUAAGGUGCGUUUUUCAUGCUUUUAAGGGGGAGGGCAAGCCACCUUAAUAGUGGGUUUAGCACUAUAGGGUCCCGAAUACAUGUUUGUGUUCCUGACCCUAUAGGGUUCUUUUAAUCUUCCUUUACUUGCUAAAAGUGGAAGUAGUAGAGCCCUUGGAACUAAAAUAAAAAAUAACUUUAAAAACUAGCCCUUACAAAAAAGGGGUAGCUGUAGCUGAGUGAUCACCAACAACAUUCAGGUACUGGAGUGAUCAUGCCGUUGAGUACUAUAGAUCAGUGUCUUAGUUAAGGGAAUGUAGACUUAUCUUUAUUGGUAUUUAAAAGCCAUAAAAUUCUUUAUUUGUGAGUGAUUACAUUAUACAUACUUAAAAACGAGGGAAAUCUCAAUGUAUCCUUCCUGGUAAAAUAGCUUAUAAAUAUAUGUAUGCAUUUCCAGGAUAGCAGUGUACAUGCAAAGUAACACUAUAGAGCCCACCUUUGCAUACACGCUGUGCUGUCCAACUGUUCUCUCUGGAAUUCAGCUUGUUUAGCACAGCCUUCCCUUCUGCUAUUCUUUAAUUCACUUAAUUCUGAAGACUGCAUCUCCCUUCUCUUAAUUGAAACACAGAUCUGUGAUUUGCUCAUCCUAGUGGCUGAAAGUUGUGCUGUGACUGCUGUUUUCUGAGAGGAAGAAUAGAUUGGUGUGAGUCUGUUUACAUUGUGGUGGGAGUAAAAGUUAUAAAAAUUAUUUAUGCUCUAUUAUUUGUACACAUUUGUUGAGUUGGGUGGGGUGAAUGGAUUGAAUUGUUAACUCUAAGUGAUAGCAGCACGUAACACUUGGUAAUAUGUUAACUUAUCAUAAGUAUGUGCAUGAUCACUUUAUGGGCACCUGAUUUUGUGGUGGGAAUACUGGAGAGUAGUUGUAGCAUCUAGUGACAAUAAUUGUUAUUUUAUAUGGCCAAACUUGAAAACUGCUUGGACAGAUAAUAUAAUCUGUGGAAAGGUAUAUUCUAGAUUUAUAUUUUUGUUUUUAUUGUAUUGUUUUUUUUGGUUUGGUUUUUUUUUCACUCCCUCCAAAAACCCUUUUGUACAGUGAUCUGAAGCCGAUAUGAGUGGUGUCUUAAAUGUAACCUAGCUACUGCCUACAACUUUCUAACUGAAGAUCAUCACAGCCACCACACUUGGCUAGCUCCUGCUAAUUUUGUUAGCAAUUGUUGGUACUUUGUGCAUAAAUAUUAAAACAUUUGUGUGAGACCCCAAAAAGGAAUGUGUGGACUCCCAUUACAGAAGUUGUUCAGCUGUGGCAUUUUACAUUUCAUUUUUCUACUUCUAUAUUUAGAAAAUAUGCACCCUAUUUUUUUUUCUGUUUUUUUUUAUAUACAUAUAUAAUAUACAUAUGUUGUUUUUUUAUAAAAUAUGUAAUUUUUUAUUUUUUUGCCAGAUAUAAAUCCCCAAAAAGAACCAAAAGAAAAAGAAACUAAUUUGAUGAAUGAAGAAAAGAAAACUACUUCAUAGAUGACAUUGUUAUAUCAAACUGAAAGCUUUGUAAUUUGUUUUGCAUGGCUGGUUCAUUUAUGUACAUAUCCUAUACACCUUACAACAUACUUUGAGCAAGAUGUGAAAAAAAAGAUUUAUAUUUAUUUUUUAUAUUUCAGGGGUUUAUUUUUAUUUAUUUUUUAUUUCAAUAAAUACUGAAAGUUA
Messenger RNA from Pelobates cultripes (western spadefoot toad), 21244 nucleotides. The record is from the annotation of a GenBank genome assembly. NCBI's taxonomy places the organism in Eukaryota, Metazoa, Chordata, Amphibia, Anura, Pelobatidae.